Molecule: messenger RNA, 3721 nt
Organism: Coccidioides posadasii C735 delta SOWgp
Lineage: Eukaryota; Fungi; Ascomycota; Eurotiomycetes; Onygenales; Onygenaceae
Source: RefSeq, a predicted model, not a curated record
AGAGUAGUACAAAGUAUAUCCUAACGUCAAGCUUCUCUUGCCAGUAAGGAAAGUAAGAGCAAACAAUGAUGCGAGACGAGGCGCUUUGUUUGAAAGCGCAUAUGCUGCUGCUCCGCGGCGUGCGGAGCGUGACCAGGGUGCACGCUGAGGCCGAGGCGCACAGCUGCUCACCCGGUCCAUCGCUUUGGAGAGCAGCCAAAGAGGCGAAACUUAUUGGCUGAGAGCAACGGUCAAGGCAGGAACCGGGCGCGAGGCUCGGCGAAAGGGUGCAUCGAAUAGUUACCCGCAAGAUGAGCUCCUUUGCAGAUGGACGCGGCGCCUGGAUAAGCAGCCUGUGCCUCCCAAUGGGUGAAAUAGGGCGUUGUCUCGGGCUCGAUGGGAGAUCGGCCUGCCCAAAAAUUCCCGAAGCAAGAGGGCAUAUAUGAUGUCAAAUCCUCCUUGGGACUCAACAUUCAAAUCCUUCUGCCCCUCCACACAGUCGGGUCCCUCCAGUCGCCGGCUCCCCAGGGCAAAGGGGCAAAGUGUUGAUUCGACCGGCUUGCUUCUCCGCGGUGAUCUCCGUCGAGCAAAGUGGAUUCUCGACGGCUGGCUUGGCCAUCGUCAUCGCGCGGGUCAUGCUAUUGCCAGCGAGUGUUGAGUUCCAUACCACACGGCCGUCGGGCGUCCUCUAAGCGACGAUCCGCCUCUCAUCUUGCGCCCACGGCCGAAUAUUAUCCUGUUGUGAUCCUCCGCCGUGGAGAACCUGAUUUGUAAUUACACCGUCCUGACACCCGUAUCCAUCCCCGUUCCGCGCUCUGCCUGGUGGUAUUAUGACAGUACAUACCACCCCCAAACCACAAGCCCGCCCCUCUCUCCUCUCUCGCCCCGCGCCGUCUGUCGUCUCGUUCAGCCUUAAUUCUUCCCGCGCAACUUUUCUGGCGCCCUUCAGCUUCGUGUCCUUUUCAACGUUUUUCUUUAUACACUGCCUAGUGACCCGUCAAUUGAAGUCUAUUGCUGUCAAGUCUCGCUUUUACCGCUACAGAGCCUCUCUCCGUCGGCCUUUGUCUAAAGAAUAUCAUUCUCCUCCCUCUGCGUAGAUGAGUUACCCAUCCAGAGAUCGGGAUCGUGACUGGGACGAGCUCUCUCGCCACUCCGAUCCGAGAGCGACCUAUUCUACCUACAAACGUUACGUCAUUCCAGACGACAAUUCAGCAGCUUGUCGAAGAGACGAUCUCAGUGACCGUCAGCUCGCAAUCCGGACAUUGGACCGGGAAGACCGGCGCACUAUGCCCCGACAUUACGAUUACGAAUAUAGCCUUGACACAGACUUCGACCCGGUCUAUCGAGCGCCCAGCUACGCCAGCUACUCUCCCAGAUCGGAUUCGGAGUACCAAAUAGUCCAUCGUUCCGAAGCGAUGGAUGACCGUUUUAUGGUCCGUCGUGAUCCGCGAGAUGAUGAUUUCUACUAUCAUAGGCGGUUUCGUGAAUAUGACAAUGGACGAUCAUAUCCAGGAUAUGAAGUGAUUAGCUAUCGCACUGAAAGCCCGCGACCAUCGCGCGGACGGAGGCGCAGAUGCAGCAGUGAUGACGACAUAGUUCAUGUCCGCCGGAGCGAUAAGGAAGAAAGCCCUCAUGGCUAUCGACGGCAUCUCGCCGAGGGUGCCCUUGUCGGUGUAGGCGCUGCGGAAUUGAUUCGCCAUCAAAGCAAGAAAGCUUCAGAAAAGGGCAAAGAAAGCACUCUAGCACGCUUGGGUAAGGAUGUUGGCGCAGGGACGCUUGGUGUCCUUGCUGCAGACGCCAUCGUCAGGGCUCACAGCCGUCAUCGUAGUAAAAGCCGCGCCCGGAGCAAGAGUCGCCAUCGCUGCGAGUCACUUGACCGAGGAAGGGAUCAUCACCGUCAUCGAUAUCGCUAUCAUCAUCGACGCUACCAUAGGCAUGGUAGUCGCUCCUCCUCGACCUCACGUUCUCGGGCACGCACCCUUGCUGGACUUGGAUUAGGUGCGGCUGCCAUCGCUGGAGCCGUUGCUUUAGCCAAGAAACACUCCGAAAAGAGCAGCCAACAGAGGUCGUCAUGUCGCCGGAGUCGAUCGCAUCGUCGCCGCUCCUCUUCAGCUUCUUCGUCCUCCGAUGCACGCGACCCCGACCAUCGCAACAGACGAAUGGCAGAAGCCGGCCUUGCUGGAGCGGCAGUUGCUGGCUUAGUCGACCACGUACGCAGCAAAUCUCGAUCAAGGAAAGGCCGCUCGCGCAGCAGAAUUCGAACCGGAAUCCCUAUCGCUGCAGCUGGCUUAGGAAGCGCUGCGAUUGCUGCCGCCUACGAGAAAAAUAAAGCCAAGAAGGAAGACAAGAAGGAAAAGGAGACACGGCGUGCACGCAGUCGAUCUCGGUCCAAAAGUCGAGCACGAUCGUCUUCGGAGAGCCAGGUCGGUGUUCCGCCACAUCUGAUCGAGUAUGGUGAUGAUCCGGUAUACGGCCGUAUCCCAGCUUCUAAUUACUAUGGUCGAGCCGAAAGCCCGUACCAUACACCGCGAAACCACACCCACAGUCGCAGCCGUCGCAGCCCAUCAACAGAUAGCUGGUCAUCAUCUGAUCGAGAAAGCGGGAGGAAUCGUCGCGACAAACGUAGAGAGAGAAGUCGAUCUAGAGACCUUGCAACUGCCGGACUUGCCGCCGCUGGUGCUGCGGGGCUUGCGGCCCAUAAAUAUGCACAGAGAAAAGAGCGAAAGAAGAAUGAGAGGGAUAGAAGGCGUGAUGAAGGGGAAGCCCGUCAAGAUUCAUACGAUGAUACCUACAGCACCACACCCUAUCCUCCCUCUCCACCUCGACCAAGUGCUUCUUUGUACCCGCAGGGCAACUAUUAUCCUCAAACAACCCAAUUUCCCCAAUCACCCAACCAGACGACAGGACCCCCACCAGGUCAUUAUCAAUAUCCUCCUUCAAACUACCCACCCCCUGGAACAGCAUCAAUGCCGCCACCAAACCACGUUUCGCAUAAUCCUGCCGAUUACCCGCCACCUCCAGGUGCGCCUCCACCUGCCCAACAUUACAAUUAUCCAGUUCCACCAGCACAGGAUCCCUAUGCGCAUUUGCAGCCUCGGGGUGAUGAGAAUGUGUAAGCGAAACCAGUGAACUCAAUCAACCGGAUGGCCAUACGUUCAGCACGUCAAAAAGCCCUUCAUACGCGGAUGAGGCUCUUGUAACAGCAACCCUUCAUGGGCGUCCUAGGUCUACAAGCCAACCUGCUACAAAAACAGUCCAGUUCAACCUCCAGCCGGAUUACGCCUCGGAUGACCUCUCCUAUGAAAACGGCUAUGAAACAGAUGAUAGUGAUUCCACUAUUGACGGCUGUAAUCAUUCGCGCCAUCUUCGUACACCUCGACGUGCUCAAAAUCGUUCUAUUCACUCCCGGUCGCAUACUCCCGCCCCUAUUACUUCAAGGCAUGUACGGAAGCAUGAGGUCCGGUCAUCGCAGGGCGACCAUUCGGACUCCGAGAGUACAGUUGAUUUACCUGACCGCUUUGAUUCGCAAGGGCAUCUUGUCAGAACGACAUGGUGGUAGUAUGUGAGGAUGCGUGGCUUGGUUCUUUCGUUUUUUGGCUAACUCCAGAAUUUCUUUUAUAUCAUUCGCUUCUAGUUUUUCUGUCGAAUUUGAUACUUUGAAUUAUUGGAUGCAAUAUACCUAAUUGUUUCUUGAUGAAGGUUCAGCUUGGGCGGCAAUUGUCGGGCAUGUUAGUGAUCUAAU